Molecule: messenger RNA, 555 nt
Organism: Arachis ipaensis
Lineage: Eukaryota; Viridiplantae; Streptophyta; Magnoliopsida; Fabales; Fabaceae
Source: RefSeq, a predicted model, not a curated record
AUGAUCUUAACCCAGGAAUGUAGUGUAGUGAUCCAAGAAGGCAUCCCACCAAAACUCAAAGACCCUGGAAGCUUCUUCUUGCCUUGUACCAUUGGUAACAUAAUCAUUGACAAGGCAUUGUGUGAUUUGGGAUCCAGUAUCAACCUGAUGCCUAUGUCUAUGAUGAGAAGGCUAUGUAUAGAAGAAGUGAAGCCUACACAGAUGUCCUUGGAGCUAGUGGAUAGAUCCCUGGUGAUUCCCAAGGGGGUGAUUGAAAAUCUCUUGGUCAGAGUAGGGAAAUUCAUAUUCCCAGUUGAUUUUGUAAUCCUGGACUUAGGUGAAGAGGGGAAUGACUCUAUUAUAUUGGAAAGACCUUUCCUGGCCACAGCAAGGGCCAUCAUUGAUGUGGAACAAGGAGAAAUGACUCUGAGGGUAAAUGAUGAGAAGAUCACUCUAAAUGUCUUCCAGGAAAUACAGCACACUGUUAAAGAGAAAAGCUGCUUGAAGGUUGAAGAAGAAGAUUUGCAAUGGAAAGAAAAACUCAAUGAAGCACUCAUCAUCUCACCUAUAAAGUAA